Messenger RNA from Acanthochromis polyacanthus (spiny chromis), 4987 nucleotides. It is a transcript of the gene ephb6, whose product is annotated as eph receptor B6. NCBI's taxonomy places the organism in Eukaryota, Metazoa, Chordata, Actinopteri, Pomacentridae. Gene Ontology annotation, cellular component: plasma membrane; neuron projection. Gene Ontology annotation, molecular function: transmembrane-ephrin receptor activity; ATP binding; protein binding. Gene Ontology annotation, biological process: protein phosphorylation; central nervous system projection neuron axonogenesis; cell surface receptor protein tyrosine kinase signaling pathway. The record is from RefSeq and is a predicted model, not a curated record.
CUCCGUCAGAUGGAUCAGACUCCUCCCCCAGACUCCCUCUCUGCCUCCCAGCCUCCUCUCAGUCAUUCAGUCGUGGAGAUGUGGAGAGUCUUUCUGUCCCUCUGUCUGUUCGUUCAGCCCAACUCAGCCGAGGAAGUGAUGCUGCUGGACACCACAGAGUCGACCUCGGAGCUGGGCUGGACCACCUAUCCAGACACCGGGUGGGAUGAAGUCAGCGUCCUGGACGAUCGGGGGAAACUCAUCCGGACCUUCGAGGUCUGCAACGUGAACCAGAACCCCCGUCUGCAGGACAACUGGCUGGCCACGCCCUUCCUGUACCGACACUCGGCGCCUCGGAUCUUCGUCACGCUCAGGUUCUCGGUCCGGGACUGUUCCAGCCUCCGGUCGCCGUCGCCGACCUGCAGAGAGACGCUGACGCUGUACUACAAACAGGCCGACUCUCAGAGGGAGCUGGAGAGGACGUGGGCGGCCGAGCCGUCCAGCGGUGAGAAGGAGACCAGAGAAGGUUGGGUGAAGAUCGACACCAUCGCUGCCGAUAAGAGCUUCUCCAAGGUGGAGCCCAGUUCUCCUCACCAGUACCAGCCCAACAGAUACAGCCGGAUCAACGUCAAGACCCGCAGCUUCGCCCCACUCACCAGGAACGGCUUCGUCCUGGCCAUCGUGGACAGCGGAGCUUGUGUCUCUCUGAUGGGCGUCUCCGUCUUCUACCGCCGCUGCCCGUCCACCAGCCUCUACCUGGCCUCCUACCCGGCCACGCCUUCGGGAGCAGAACCCACCGCUCUGGUUCCCGUCACCGGAACCUGCGUCCCUCACAGCAAGACCCAGGGAGGAACGCCGCCCCGGAUGCACUGCAACGCCGAGGGGGAGUGGAUGGUUCCUGUGGGGGGAUGCGUCUGUGACGAAGGACACGAACCGAACCUGAACGGAUCCGCCUGUCUGGCUUGUCCCGUGGGCUACUUCAAGUCGGUUCCAGGCUCGGUUCCCUGCUCCGUGUGUCCGUCCAACAGCAGGACCAGCCAGGAGGGCUCCAGUGUUUGUGAAUGUCGCAGUGGGUUCUACCGAGCCGCCGGUGACGCCAACUCCUCGGCCUGCACAACUCCUCCGUCUGCUCCCACCUCUCUGUCCUGGGAGUACGAGAGUGGAGACGGCGGGGUGUCCCUGAGGUCGCCCCCGGUGGACAUGGGCGGUCGCAGCGAGGUGUGGUACGGGGUGGUGUGUCGGAUCUGCCCCUCGGCGGCCAUCACCAACCCGGCGUCCUGCUCCUGGUGUGGAGAAGGAGUCACCUUCAGCCCUACCCAGACCAACCUGAAGCAGACCAGAGUGACCCUGAACAACCUGCUGACCAGAGUCACCUACCUCAUCCAGGUGCAGGCCAUGAACGAGGUGUCGGCUCUGAGCCCUUUUCCAGCCCGAUACACCAGCAUCAAUUUCACCACCAGCCAGUCAGUUCCCAGUACGGUUCCCAUGAUGCACCAGCUGAGUCGGGCUCCGGACUCCAUCACUCUGUCCUGGCCUCAACCCGACCGACCCAACGGAGACAUUCUGGAGUACCAGCUCCGGUACUAUGACAAGGGCUCAGACGUGGAUUCUGCUCUCAACGUCUACAGUGAAACCAACACCGCCACCGUAAACUCUCUGAUUCCUGGAUCCAUCUACGCCUUCCAGAUCAGAGCCAGGAACGAGCGAGGAUACGGACCCUACAGCAACACCAUCUACUUCACCACGCUGCCUCUCGAGGAACACUCCCAGCAGAUCCAGAACCGGCUCCCCCUGCUGGUCGGCUCGGUGAUGGGCGGGGCGGCCUUCCUCCUGGUGGUGGCCGCCAUCGUGGUGGUGGUCGUGUUCCGCAGUAAGAGGAGGGAGAGUCCGUACAGUGACAGACUGCAGAGGUACAUCAGCAACAGAGGAGGGGUGAAGUACUACGUGGACCCGUCCACCUACGAGGACCCCAGUGAGGCGGUUAAAGAAUUUGCCCGUGAGAUCGACCCGACCCACCUGAAGAUCGAGGAGGUGAUCGGAGCAGCCCAGUUCGGGGAGGUGUCCCGGGGCCGGUACCGUCCGAUGGGCCGCAGGGAGGUUCUGGUGGCCGUGAAGACGCUCCGCUGGGGGGCGUCGGACCGGGAGAGGGGCAUGUUCCUCAGCGAGGCCGGAGUUCUGGGGCAGUUCGACCACCCCAACGUCCUGAAGCUGGAGGGAGUCGUGACCAGAACCCCCCCGGAGAGGAUCGUCACUGAGUUCAUGGAGAACGGACCUCUGGACGCCUUCCUCAGGGAGAACGAGGGUCAGUUCAGCGUCCUGCAGCUGGUCGGGAUGCUGAGGGGCGUCGGCGCCGGGAUGAGGUACCUUUCUGAGAGGAACUUCGUCCACAGAGACCUGGCGGCCAGAAACGUGUUGGUCAACUCCAACCUGGUCUGCAAGGUGUCCGACUUCGGCCUGUCCAGGCUGAUGAGGGGUCUGGACCACAACAUCCCCACCUACACCGCCUCGCUGGGCAGUAAGAUUCCUGUGAGGUGGACGGCGCCAGAAGCCUUCCAGCAUCGUAAGUUCAGCUCGGCCAGCGACGUCUGGAGCUUCGGCAUCCUGAUGUGGGAGGUGAUGUCCUACGGAGAACGUCCAUACUGGGACAUGAGCAACCAGGAGGUGAUGAAGGCCGUAGCGGAUCAGUACCGCCUUCCUGCCCCCCAUAACUGCCCCGCUGCCCUCCACUCCCUGAUGCUGCAGUGCUGGCAGGCCGACCGGGGCGACCGGCUCGGCUUUGACUCUCUGCUGUCCUCUCUGGACCGGCUCAUCAGACACCCGGCCUCCCUGAAGGCAGAACCGACCCGGAGCUGCUCCCAGCCGCUGCUAAGCCCCACCCCCACCGACCUGUCGUCCGUGGCGACGGUCAGCGAUUGGCUGAAGGCUCUGAGGAUGGAGCGGUACCAGGACGAGUUCGACCGGGCUCACCUGGACUCACUGGACCGGGUCAGCAGGCUCACCAUGGAAGACGUCCAGAACCUGGGCGUGAACCUGUUGGGCCACCAGAGGAAGAUGACGAUCGCAGCCCAGCAGCUCAAAGCCCACCUGAACCAGGGCCAGGUGGAGGUCUGAGCUCCAGAACCUCCUCCUGAACCGGGGCCAGGUGGAGGUCUGAGCUCCAGAACCUCCUCCUGAACCGGGGCCAGGUGGAGGUCUGAGCUCCAGAACCUCCUCCUGAACCGGGGCCAGGUGGAGGUCUGAGCUCCAGAACCUCUUCCUGAACCGGGACCAGGUGGAGGUCUGAGCUCCAGAACCUCCUCCUGAACCGGGGCCAGGUGGAGGUCUGAACUCCAGAACCUCCUCCUGAACCGGGACCAGGUGGAGGUCUGAGCUCCAGAACCUCCUGCUGUGAUGGAGCAUGUUUUAAAACCAAAACCAGAAGAAGAACCAGCGAAGCGACGCCACUCCAAUCAACCAGGAGGCGUGAAAUAGAACCGGACUCGGACUUUUUCUCGCCGAGUCGUCAGAGCGAUGCACUAUGGGAGCUGUGGUUCGGGUCACAGUGAGGCUGCUGAGGACGUUUCCUUCAUGUUUUCACCACGUUUCACUUUAUGGUCGUCUGACUCCUCCUCACCUCCAAACCUUCCGUCCUUUAAACCUCCUCUAUCCUCACCGAUACAAAAAUAUCUUUUGUUGAAUAUUUUAGGGAGAUCUCUCCUCACAAAGAAUUGCGUGAAGACAAUCAAGAAGCCUCUUUUUCUGAUAUUUUUCCAGUUAUUUGUAAAGUUCUAUCACUUCCUCCAAACCUAAAGAAGCCAAAUGUUGGGGGUGGUGUGUUGAGACACAAAAUGACAAAAAUGAGACACAAAACGACAAAAAUUAGACAAAACAACAAAAAUGAGACACAAAACGACAAAAUGAGACACAAAAUGACAAAAAUGAGACACAGAACGACAAAAAUGAGACAAAAUGACAAAAAUGAGACACAAAAUGACAAAAAUGAGACAAAAUGACAAAAAUGAGACAAAAUGACAAAAAUGAGACACAAAACGACAAAAAUGAGACAAAAUGACAAAAAUGAGACACAAAACGACAAAUGAGACAAAACAACAAAAAUGAGACAAAACAAAAAAAUGAGACACAAAACGACAAAAAUAAGACACAAAAUGACAAAAAUGAGACACAAUAUGGCAACAAUGACACAAAAUGACAAAAAUGAGACACAAAAUGACAACAAUGACAAAAAUGAGACACAAAAUGACAACAAUGAGACACAAAACGACAAAAAAUGAGACAAAAUGACAAAAAUGAGACACAAAAUGACAAAAAUGAGACAAAAUGACAAAAACAAGAUACAAAAUGACAAAAACAAGACACAAUAUGACAAAAUGAGACACAAAAUGACAAAAAUGAGACGAAAUGACAAAUGUGAGACACAAAAUGACAAAAACGAGACAAAGUUAUUAAAACGACAAAAGUGAGACAAAAUGACAAAAAUUAGACAAAGUUAUUAAAACGACAAAAAUGAGACGAAAUGACAAAAAUGAGACGAAAUGACGAAAGUGAGAGACAAAAUGACAAAAACAGUUAUCUGUAAAGUCCUAUCACUUCCUCCAAACCCAAAAAAGCCAAAUGUCGGAGGCGGUGUGUUGCAGCAGCCGGCGGUGGAAGAAUCAGGUCCAGAAAACGUCCAAAAACACACCGUCACUGAAGCUAGAAGACGCUGGUAGACACGGCAGCUCGAAGCUUCACCUCGGCUACCAACGUUUCCAUGUCCGUCCACACGUCACCUCCUUCUGAAGCACCGAGUCAUCGUGAAUGUGUGGAACGGGAACGACGGACAAAAUCGGAUCUGAUUUACACUUGAAGGAAGAGAAAUGUGUGUGUGUGCGUGUGUGUGUGCGCGCGUGAGUGUGAGACUAGUGUGUCGGGCUACACACAUUACUAGCUGUUUACUUGUGCGAGUGUUCACCACUGUUCCGUGAUAAUUGUGCAAAUUUGUAAAAUAAAUAUGAUUUUAUUUAAAGAA